This is a messenger RNA of Lathyrus sativus (Indian pea), 435 nucleotides long. Lineage: Eukaryota; Viridiplantae; Streptophyta; Magnoliopsida; Fabales; Fabaceae. The record is from the annotation of a GenBank genome assembly.
AUGACGGAGUUUAUUGAAGCUCAAAAUGAAUAUAAUAAGUUUCUCAUUAAGGAGGAUACAUAUUGGAAACAACGUGCGAAGAUGCACUGGUUAGGCGACGAAGAUUUUAAUACCAAGUUUUUUCAUAUGUCGACCACAGUUCGUAAGGAAUUCUCAAAAAUCACCAUGUUGCAGCAGGAUGAAGGGAUAGAGGUGACAUACCAGGUUGGUAUAUGCGAUAUUGAGAGAAGUUACUUCGAGGAGCUUUUUGUUGUUAAAGCUAGUAAUCAAGAAGCAGUGCUCUCUCUUAUCCAGCCAGUAAUAACAGAGGAAGUUAGUAAUAUGCUGAUAACCUCUCUAUUCAUGGAGGAAUUAUAUAAUGCCUUAAGGGAAAUGCAUCCUAAUAAAUCUUUGAGUUUGGACGGUUUAAAUCUUGCGUUCUAUCAAAAAAUUUAG